Toxotes jaculatrix (banded archerfish) is the source of this 2598-nucleotide messenger RNA. RefSeq lists its product as uncharacterized. The coding region runs from base 86 to 1006 and encodes 306 amino acids. NCBI's taxonomy places the organism in Eukaryota, Metazoa, Chordata, Actinopteri, Toxotidae. The transcript is spliced from 7 exons. The record is from RefSeq and is a predicted model, not a curated record.
CGCCCUGACGGUCACUGACAGCUAAACUGAAACAGACUGACACACAGCAACACAACACACACAGGAGAAACAACCAGUCGGUAAAAUGAAGGACAACAGUUUGCCCCGAAUAUUCGUUAUUAUCUUGUGUGCUGUGGUUUUUGUUGCAGUGCUGGUUGCUAACGCGUUGGCCGGAGCUGGAAAGGGACCUUUCCAUUCCUCUACCGGUAAUGUGUCAGCCCGCUAUGAGACAGACAUCACUCCAGCUGGCUGGACCUUCUCUAUCUGGGGUGUUAUCUAUACCUGGCUCACCCUGAUGGUCAUAUACAUCACCUCAUAUGUGUUCAGAGGAUCCUGGGCUCAGAGUCUGCUGCCGUAUGCCUUCUAUUUUUGCUGGCUGUCCAACAUGGUGCUGAACGUGACGUGGCUGGUACUGUGGGACAGAGAGUUUAUGCUGGCAGCUCUGGUUGUUUUAAUCCUGAUUUCCAUUACCAACUACAGCGCCUUGUUCUUCUGCUGCUUUGCCACAGAUUACUAUGGACUCUGGUUGCAGACAUACCAUCGCAAGGACCUGGCCUGUCUCAGAAUACUGGUCCAGAAUGGUUUGGCUGUCUACACCACGUGGACAUCCAUCGCCUCUCUCAUCAACUUCUCAUUGGUUCUCCACCUGUGGGGUGUGGACAGGAGCACAGCAGCAACCGCCUCUCUGUGCAUCCUGUUUGCAGAGGUGGUGGGAUGGUUCAUCCUUGAGAACUGGGUACUGGACCGCUGGGUGCGUAACAUCCUGACAGUCUACCCUGUGGUGAUCGUGGCGCUGGUCGGAAACAUAAUGAGACAUUUUAACCCAGCUGAUCCCACUCCGAAUUCUGUGUUCAUGGUUGUGUUGCUGGUGCUAGCGUGCGUCCUGCUGGUUUCCCGAGUCUUUACGGUCAUCUGGAGGAACACGUGGCGGCCUCUCCACUCCCCGGGCUCAGCUCGGCUGAUGAUAUCGCCUCUGGACGGCAGCAAAUUUAUGCUCUUUUCUUAAACAGUAGGAACUCGGCCAGAACUGUGGGCCCUCAGCUCUCAGUGCAGACACACUCACACCAGCCUCUGUGAUGAUAAUAACUGGGAAACAGAUGUGUAGGACAGCCUCUCCUUUAGUCGGCUCUCACUCUGCAGUUAAGACAAUGCAACACUUCUUUCACAUCAGAAAUACUAACAAACUACUCUGACUGUUUACCACUACUUACAUUAACACUGUCUGUACGUGAAUUAUGUUUUUUAUGUUUUGUAUUUCUGUUUUAAGGCAGUUUAAUUGUUGCAUUUAUGGCUUUGUUUUUUUAUUUUGCAUCUAUACAUGCUGUCAGCACUUUUUGACAAUAUCAAGAAAAUGAAGAAAAUUAAUCUUUUUUAAAAGCAUGUCGAGCUUUGUUGAAUUCAUUCUGAUUUACUAAUUAAAGCUCUCUGUUUCAGAUCUAUUGCAGGCUGUUCGUGUGAUAUGUAUUAUGAUAUAUACAUGAAAAAAAUCAGAUGUGGAGACCAUGUUUACUUUGUAAAACUGGGAACAGACCUGAUAUCACAGAACUUGUGACGUCCUCUCCCCUGGUCUCUUCUGUCUCUUAUCCAAUCUUUGAUAAGUGCUCUUAAUUCUGACAGAUUACAAAAUGCCUGUUGAUCCUUCACACAGCUUAGCACUUUAUUUUUCUGAUCUUUAUUCUCAGUGCUGCUGUUUUCCUGGCUUUUAUCAUAUAUCUUGUGUUUUAUUCUGAAAUGUGUACAUUGUAUCAACACUUUUAAUGUCUUCAAUAGUCUUGUUGUGUUUUCAUUGUGUUUAAGUUUUUGUGUUUUCGUGCUGCCUUGCUGCAAAAAGAAGUUAGGAGUUCCUCUUGUGUGACAAUGAACUUCUAAACUACUACAUUUCUUAUUGGACACCACACACAUUGAGACAGAACACCUGUCAAAGUAAAAGCAGAGGUUCCUGUCACUAACAGAUGAGCACCUACUGCAGUUGUUGCCCUCUCAUGGUGCAAAUGUCUUUGUAACGGUUGGCUUUUUUAGUGUGAGCAUCCUGUAGGUGACAGCAAAUGAAUGACAGGAGACAACAAACCUUUAUUACACAGCACAAUGAAGAGUGUAGAGCUGCUCCUGCACUCUGAUCCUCUUUAGGAUCUCAGAGAUCAGCUGCAGCAGUGGGCCUGUCUGUCCAUUUGACCUGUUACAUCCUGGUGGAGCCUCAGCUUGAGCUGCAGCACUGAGUGUUGAUCCAACUAAAAGCAGUUAUAUGGUCAAAAUCUUGCAUGUAGUUCAAUAUGUAACCGUCACUGAUGGAUUAACACCUUGAUUGAGCUUCAACAACAACAUAGAACUAAAAAAAAAACUCUACUCCUGAUCUAGAGGACAGAGGGUGAGAUUGCAGUUGUCAUACUGUGGUGUAUAAAUUCACAACCAUUGUUGGAACAAAUUGUUGCUCAUGUUGCUCACUCCAGCUUAUUUCAGGACUGACCACCAUCUGUUUGGCUGAGCAGAAUAUUACUGAUUCAGUGUCAUGGCUCUCGUGGCUCGUGUGUUUGUGUUUCCAAUGUAAUGUCACAAGAUUAUUUUUCAAAAAAAAAAAAAAAAAAUCAGCUCUGGUCUUCA